Lycium barbarum (goji berry) is the source of this 920-nucleotide messenger RNA. RefSeq lists its product as uncharacterized. The record is from RefSeq and is a predicted model, not a curated record. Gene Ontology annotation, molecular function: protein dimerization activity. The coding region runs from base 12 to 815 and encodes 267 amino acids. The transcript has 2 exons. Lineage: Eukaryota; Viridiplantae; Streptophyta; Magnoliopsida; Solanales; Solanaceae.
GUGUUGGUAAGAUGGUCCCUAAUGCAACACAAGAUGCUCUCGUCAAAGAGCUUCAUAUGUAUAAACAUGCAUUGGGGACUUUUGGUAUGCCUCAGGCUAUAAGAAACAGAGACAAAACAUCCCCUUGUAAGUGGAUUGAUUUAGUUAUUUUUAUAGCUUUACUUAAGUUAUUUGACUUAUUUAUAAUUAUUAAACCUUUAAUUAUUUUUUUUAUAGCUGAAUGGUGGUCGGUAUUUGGUAAUCAUACCCCAAACUUGCAACAGCUUGAAAUAAGAGUAUUAAGUUUAACUUGUAGCGCAUCCGGAUGCGAGAGAAAUUGGAGCGUGUUUGAACAUAUUCAUACCAAAAAGAGGAAUAGGCUUGAACUAUCGCGUCUCAACAAUCUAGUGUACAUUAAGUACAAUAGAACAUUGAGGCGUCGUUAUGAUGUUGGCGAUACCGUUGAUCCAAUUCUGUUGGAUAAUAUUGACGAAGCAAAUGAAUGGUUAAUUGGAUGCCCCCAAAAUGAAGAAGAGGAACUAGUAUAUGAGGGAUGUGAUCUUGAUUGGGGUACUGUAUCUAGGGAGUCUGGAGUUGAGGAGAAUAUCUAUGGUCAUAGGGGCGGUUCUUCAAGUUCAAGGUCACAUAACAAGGGCAAAGGAGUAGCUACUACUGCUACAAGCUCACUUCGGUCUCGGUGCUUAAUUGAUGAAAACUCCGAGUUCGAGACUGAGACCGAGCCCGAGCCCGAGGAGGAAGAAGAUGAGGAGCAAUAUAAUGUUGAGAAUCUUGGAUAUCAAGAAUUUGGAAUUCUUGAAGAUCUUGAAUUUGAAUAGACUUUUAGUAUUGCACGAUUGCUUUAAUUUUAGUGUUGCUUGUCUUGUCACUUAUGACUUAUUGAGUCAUUGACUCAUUCAAGUUCUAGACUUUUAGUAUCUACU